Molecule: messenger RNA, 1272 nt
Organism: Sclerotinia sclerotiorum 1980 UF-70
Lineage: Eukaryota; Fungi; Ascomycota; Leotiomycetes; Helotiales; Sclerotiniaceae
Exons: 1
Coding region: 1-1272 (423 amino acids)
Cellular component (GO): cytoplasm
Molecular function (GO): flavin adenine dinucleotide binding; electron-transferring-flavoprotein dehydrogenase activity
Source: RefSeq, a predicted model, not a curated record
AUGUCAUCCAACUCCAAUUCUCAUGAAAUCGUCAUCUUAGGUGGAAAUUUCGCAGGUGUUAAUGCUGUUCAUUAUUUGCUUCGUCAGACCUUACCUCAGCUUCAACGCCUAGACCAAUCGAAGUCUUACCACAUCACACUCGUUACUCCAAAUACUUCCUUCUACUUUAAAAUCGCAAGUCCUAGAGCUCUUAUCAAUUCGACAUUAAUCCCACAAGAGAAGAUUUUUAAACCUUUGUCAGAGGCCUUUGCCCAGUAUGAUGCUUCACAAUUCGAAUUAAUUCAAGGGACUGCUUCAGAUCUGGACCCUGCACAACGAUUUGUCACUGUAUCAAAUGAACAAGGCGAUACGCGACAAAUUCAUUAUGAUUCCCUCAUUAUUUCCACAGGCACAACCUCAAAAUCUCCAUUAUGGGGUCUCCAUGGAAAUGAAUCCAUAACAAAAAAAGCUCUCGAUUCCUUAAACACCGCACUUCCAAAUGCGAAAACCGUCUUGAUCGCUGGAGGAGGAGCAGUAGGUGUCGAAACGGCUGGAGAAAUAGCUACAAAUUAUCCUAACUGCAAAGUAACACUACUUUCCGGAGCAAAUAGACUUCUUCCCAGGAUUAAAGAAGCAACAAGUGUACGAGCCCAAGAUUAUCUCGAAAAUAUGCACGUGGAAGUCAUACACAAUGUACGCGUCGCAAGUACCAACCCGGCACAGCCUGAUGCUUCACCUGCUACCCUCCAACUUAGCGAUGGUAGCUCUCGUGAGGUCGAUAUAUAUAUCGACGCUACAGGAGGUAGUGCCAACAGCCAAUUUUUACCUAAAACUUGGCUCGAUGAAACAGGACGAGUGAUCACACGCGAUGCAUACUUCCGUGUCAAAGGAGCUGAUUCAGAUGAUGUAAAGGGAAUAUAUGCACUAGGGGAUAUCGUAGCCGGUAGUUCUAAUCUAGCUAUGGAAGUCGACCCUAUGAUUACAACAUUAUCUUCUUCAUUAGCGGUAGAUAUUUCCGGCGAUCUCGAUAUCAAGAAACCCGCCACGCCGGCUCCGGGAUACCUAGCCUCAUUGUUGAAGAUGUUCUUAGGUGGUUCGGAUGGUUAUCCUGUACAACUGGAGUUCAAACCAUUGAAAGAGACGAUUUUCGUACCAAUCGGUAGUGCAGGUGGUGUAGGACAGAUUAUGGGUUGGAGAGUCCCUAGUUUGAUGGUAAAGAUAGGGAAAGGAAAAUCUUAUUUUAUUGAACUUAUUGGUCCGAUUAUUUCUGGGGAGAAGUGGAAGAAGGCAUAA